Porites evermanni is the source of this 16159-nucleotide messenger RNA. The record is from the annotation of a GenBank genome assembly. Lineage: Eukaryota; Metazoa; Cnidaria; Anthozoa; Scleractinia; Poritidae.
UCAGUUAACGGCUCGUGGAGUGAGUGGGAUGAUUGGCGUUCCUGUAGUGUCACGUGCGGUGGCGGAAAUCGUACACGAUUGAGAACCUGUACCAAUCCUCCACCGGCCAACGGUGGAUUGGACUGCAAAGGGCCAAGCGAUGAAACUGGGAACUGCAAUGCUAAUCCCUGUCCAGGUAAAAUGGUCUUUCUCCUUUCAAUCUGAAGCUGGUGACUUCUGGAAGGUUCUUCUCCAUCAUUUGACAUGUGGUAAUCCUAAGUUUUAUGAGAACGCCAAGAACAAUACGGUGGGUUAUAUCCAGUUUCCUAACAGGUCGGUAAAGCUUUUUCCCAGAUAAAUCUCUACACAUUAGAUAACACGGUUGGUUUCCCUAACCCUUAACCGCUGAGGAGCAAUUUAUUGGAGGACAGCGCGAUAGGACAUUUCAGCAACUCCCCUUCCCUUAGUUGUAACAAUAAAAUAACUAUACAGUCUAACUUUGAAUUUUUGUAGGUUUUCCAGCCAGCUUCUUCUAUUAUAUAUCUCAUCCCUUUUCUAAUGCUAAGAGGCAUUAUAAAAAAUUCAUUUCUUGAAAUAUUUUGUUCCCUUUUCCCCAGUGGACGGUAGCUGGAGUGAAUGGAAAUCCUGGAGUGUGUGUACGAGAUCGUGUGGUGAAGGAACACAAACCAGGUCUCGGACAUGCUCCAAUCCCCGGCCAGCUCACGGUGGGAGGAGAUGUCUUGGAUCACCUGCGGAAAAGCGCUCUUGUAAUACUAAUGGCUGUCCAGGUAAGCUAAGGCCCGUUUCAAAGGUCAUAAAUUAUACAUUAGAAUACAUUUAAAAGUUUGCUAAACCGUUUCUUUACUUUUGUGUUUUGUUUUCGGCAACAGCCGUUCUUUUCGACUGAAUUUUAAAAAUUCGACGUCUGAAACAAAGUCGUGCUAGUGUCUUGCUGCAGUCGAGCUACAGUUGAGCCAGCUUAGCAUGGCAGUAGCACAACGUUUGAAACAGGCCCAAGAGGUUCACAAUGGCGCAAUGUUAGAGAAAGUUGCAUAAAUCCUGGAGACACUUUUAGACCAAAAAUGGUGUUUCCAGACUUCACGCUAUUCAUAACCUUUUCCGUUAUUGGGAGAGGAUUCCAAGAUCGUGUUCAACGCUUGCAACUUUAAACGGGGAAAGGGGGGGAAAUCCCUUUUAUUUGUGAGAGCUUUACUUUUGAGGCCCAUGGAAGUUAGAAAAGACUUACUUAGCAAACCUAACAACUGGUUGUAGCGUAGAUACGGAAGCAAAUUGCUUUAUAUAUAUUACACUUCAUAUACUACUAUCCUCACAUUUUCGAGACUUUCGGAUACCGGACUGCGACACAUGAGCGGACGGGAAGAUGGGAUGAAAGAGAAAAAUAAACGUCUCUCUUCCAUUCUUUUCCAUUCCCGUUUUUCGGGCCUUCUUUUCUCCUUUUCCCAGGUUCAAAGUAGCAUAAAGGGAUCUCCGUAGAGUAAAGGGAGCUCCUUCAAACAUUCACUGUUUUACAGCUAAACAUCGGGCUUACAAGAAGCAAAGCUUAUAACCCAAUAAAACCAGACUACUGAAUUGUUGUCACUUGAAUCACUGCUUUUUUAACUUACAGUAAACGGAAACUGGGGCAGCUGGAGACGAUGGACGGAGUGUACAAAGACUUGCGGAGGCGGAACACAAAGUAUCACCAGAAUCUGUAACAAUCCUCCUCCCUCCAAUGGCGGGAAGGAUUGUAGUGGGGAGAGUGAAAGAACACGAACUUGCAAUACACAGUAUUGUCCAAGUAAGUUGUAGUUUACAUCCGGGACUUCCUUAGCGCCUAAUGUCCGGAGUCAUGUGACUUGACAGUCACUGUGCUGGAGUUGUGUUCGAAAGUGUAGCUUUGAGCUAGAAUAGUGCUUGAGAUUAUUGCCUAAGUGCCCCGUAGAAAUGUUGCACCAGUUGCUCGGUUUUUGAAGGUCCCGGUAACUACUGGCCCCGGAGGCUAUUUUAUGUCAGCUGUGCUUACAUUUAAGAUCAAGUUUUCGACAGAAAGAAACAAAAAGCAGCGUGCGCCGAAAACUACGGUGAUAAGCAAAAGGAAAUGUAAAGUCAUUUCCGGAAAGAAAUAAACCUUCAUUACAGCAGUUUGAUUUUUGUUUCUUCUAAAGCUACGAUGACCAAAACAGAAGAGUGUCUACGAUUAAGUUUUCGAUGGUUUGAGAGAUAAAACCGUUAUAAAUUAUGAGUCAAGGAAACAAAAUGGACUGAUUAGGGGCUAGAAUCUGCAUUAGAAGUCUUAAGAUUUUGUUUUUGAAAAUGGUUUCGGGUCCGAAAAGUUACCAGGAGUUUCGAGAAACGGGCCCCAGGGGAAAGGUGUUGUCUUUGAGUCAAUCAGAUAGUAUUUUCAAUCACCAGUAUCUGCCAGUAUUACUGAGAGACUGAACCGAGAACAGUCAGCCUCUCCACAAUGCCAAGCUUAUUAUUAACGUUUUUUUGGAAAAUCUCUUGAAGAACACAAAGAACUCGAAGACUUCUGUAGCCAGGUUAUCAAACUUAGUAAUUCUAUUUUAUCAACAGUUGAUGGAGGGUGGGGCCCCUGGGUCGAAUGGAGCGUUUGCUCGAGCUCUUGUGGACUGGGCACUCAGACCAGGUUUCGCUUUUGUGACAAUCCCCGCUCGGCCUACGGUGGACGAGCAUGCGCUGGUCCGAGAAUUGACAGACGCAACUGUAACCGUGGAUCAUGCCCAGGUAUUGUGUACUCUUCCAUUACUGCCGACUUUUAAAGCUGACUCCACUUCGGCCAUAUUGAUGUACCUUAAAAAAAAAAAAAAAAACGGCGCCCGUAUUGCUAUACCAAGACACGUGAUAAAGAGCGCAUCACUAUUCCUUGGCUACCACAGGCGAACAUACCUAUAUGUUGCGAGUCCCUUAUUUUGAAAAUGCAACGUACCCCGGCUGCAUCUUAAGAGUUUCACCGGUAAAAGGGAAAGGGAAAUUUCUAUAUCUCGUUUAACUGGAAAUUGUAGCAACUCUUUCAUGAGACCAGGUGCAUUGCUCUUUACAGUUAAUGGUCAGUGGGGUGCCUGGGAAGAAUGGGGUUCCUGUACUGAGUCCUGUAAUGGUGGAGUUCAGAUGCGAAUAAGGAAAUGCAAUAAUCCAUCCCCUGCUAAUGGUGGCAGAGACUGCCGUGGACCAAAGGAACAGACACAGCGCUGCUAUAUUCAGGCCUGCCCAGGUGAAUAAUCAUAUACUUGAACAUCAGUUUCAUGGAUUGGCUUCCUCUCAUAAUAUAAGAGUGAAGAUGCGCACAUAUACCAAUUAGUAUCUAUACGAAAUCGUUUUCUUAAUGUUUUCUUUCAUUUACUUUGUGUUUGCAGUUGAUGGUCAGUGGAAUAGGUGGAACAAUUGGUCUGCCUGUUCCAGGACUUGCGGGAUUGGACAGAAGAGCCGUUCACGAACAUGUACCAACCCACCACCAGCAAAUGGUGGCAAGGACUGUGUGGGAAGCAAAGACGAAACUCGAGAAUGCAGUAACAGAAUUUGCCCAGGUUUGUUAACGUACUUUAAAUUAGGACACGAAGAUCACCAUCUAAACAUUGUAAAGCGUUCAUAGAUAGUAAACCUUUGAUUAAUUCUUUAGUGGAUGGAGAAUGGAGUACCUGGAAGGACUGGGAACCAUGUUCAAAAACGUGUGGGACUGGAACACAACAACGCGUGCGCACAUGUUCAGAACCACGGCCAUCGUUUGGGGGGAAAGAUUGCAUUGGGGUUAAUCGUGAAAUAAGAUCAUGUCAAGAAAUGAACUGUCCAGGUAAAUUUUUUUUCUUCUAUAAAUGUGGAGAGAAAAGAAGACUUUUAAAAAACCAAAUCUGGUAACCCAUUCCUUGCUAAAACCUGUACCAUAUGUGUAAGUAUGCCAUUCCCUGCUAAAAAAUAUUCCAUGAGUAUAAUCUUUCCCUUCUCCUAAAACCAGAAUGAAGUAUUUCAAUUUCAAAUUAGGUUCGUACUUCGAUAUCUUUGAAACCCUUGUACGAAACGUAAUUACAAACAAAAUACACAUUACUUUUGCUUAUAACUCGGUUAACGCUCAGAUUUCCGGUCGUAACCGUUAUCGGUGAAUUCAUGAAUUAAAAUGUAAUUACGACAAUGUUUUGGGCAGUUGAUGGCAAUUGGACCGAAUGGAGGGCCUGGGGACCAUGUUCAAGAACGUGUGGAACUGGAACACAGCAACGUAUGCGCACUUGCACCAAACCAGCACCUGCAUUUGGCGCCUUUUUGACGUCACCUCUGUCAGCACUUUGUUCUAGUACGGUUUGUGCUAAUACAGGUCCAUGUAUAAAAUAAUUAUCCAAAGUAAAAGGAAAAAUAAAAUUUGGCGUCGUCCUAAAGCUCAGUUGGUAGCGCACGUGACUACAGUGCGGGUAUCGUGGGUUUGAUUCCCUGGGCCAGACCAAUAAUCAGGGCCUUAAAAUAACUGGGUAAUACGUUGUAAUCGGUGAGACUUUUCCGUGGCUCGUGGCUCAUUAUGGCAAGAACGACUAUAUUUUAAGAACAACUUAUUCAGUGAGCCAAAAAGGUAUUCACAAUGAAAGCAAGUCAUGUAAACCCAAAGGUUACUCGAUCAAUUGAUGAAAAUGUUUUGGUGUUGAUGUUGUCUAUAGUCUUUUGAAUCCUUCUUUUAAGGACCUCCUCUUUGGUUCUGUAUGGCACUAUCGAGGUGCAAGAAUCUUCUAAAUGGAAGAGAAAUUUAUCAAAUUGCUACAAGUUUCAUAAAGCGGGCAAAAUUUUAAAGUUUACAUCAUCAACUAAUAGUUUUAAGAUUUUUUGUCUUUAACAUAUCUCUCGACAAGGAGUCUCGCAUUUCUAACACAAGAUCAUUCAAGAGAAAAUUCUUCUAAGGAGUACACUUCUCUAAGGGCCGUUUUCUUUAAUCAGCAUCCUCCCUUAAAGAGCUCGCCUUUUUUCUGUUACCAGUUGAUGGUCAGUGGAGUGAGUGGAAGCCGUGGACUGAAUGCACACGAUCUUGUGGCGGUGGAAUACAAACGCGAGCUCGCGCGUGUAAUAAUCCCAGCACCGCCUAUGGAGGAAGUGAUUGCGUCGGUCGCGCAGAUGAGGCUAGGCCUUGCAACAGUGACCUCUGCCCAGGUAGAGUCACAUUUUAAAGAUAAAUUUCUAAUUUUUUAAAACAUGAAAGUAUUAUAUCAUAUUGAGAUAUCCAAACAGUUUCGAAACCUGAAACACCAACUCUUGGCCAGGGACACCUCAGCUAACUCCUGAAUGAUCAGUUGACUAUUAUCUAUUAUUAAAAACUGAAUCAUUGGAUGGUGCAACUCUAGAGCUCUAGUUGGAUUAUCCAUCAUGGUAUAUAAGCCAUUAUGUCAUGCUCUCAAAAUAUGGUAACUGUAGGCGUCUGCUCAAAAAUGAAAGCAACAAGCUGAAAUCGGUUGUUUUUACAAAUAAAGUCAGGAAGGAAUUCUCGAUAUUUUGUGGGCGUUUUUAAUGAGUUGUAUUCCCCUCGCGCUUGUUGGAUAGAGAUGAUUAAAGCCAACCGGGCGCAACGCACCUCGUUGGCUACCUACCAUCUCAGAUCCAACGCGCACUCGUGGACUAAUUGUUAAUUACAAGUUGAUAGAAGUUUAAGGGAAAGUUUCAUUGCAUACACAUGCUACUGGAAAACUGGAAUAAUUUCAUCCUCGUAAGGUGAUCAUUUGUCUAAGACUAAUAGUCCAUGCCGAAUUUUUUUGUUUGUCUGCAACUUUACACGUCCUCCUGAUUAAUUCUGCCUUACUAAGAGCUUGUUUCCUGAUCUUUUACCAGUUGAUGGCCAGUGGAGUGAAUGGAAGCCGUGGACUGAAUGCACGCGAUCUUGUGGAGGUGGAAUACAAACACGUGCUCGCACGUGCACUAAUCCCCGCCCAGCUCAUGGAGGAAAAAAAUGUAUCGGUCGCCAAGAGGAGGCCAAGCCAUGUAACAGCGAUUAUUGUCCAGGUGUAUUUCGUUAAGAUAAAAUCCUUAGUAUUGAAAGGAAUGGUAUUUUUCUGUAAUUAUUCGGUAAGUUUCACCACAAAUACUACUCACGACUACACUCUCCCGGAUAAUCACGUCAGUUCAACAUACCGUAACUUAUGGCGUAACUUUCAGUUUAAAACUGUUUUGUGUCUUUUAAGAAAGUCAAGGAUUGAAUAACCAUCUUCUUAUAACUUGAGAGGGACUUGCAUUAAUCCCACUGAAAUCAGGGUUUACUAAGCAAUGUGCUCAGAAUUAAAGCUGAAUCUGUGAUUUGAAACGAGCUGUGCGCCGCAACUUGUUGAUGAUAUACACCACUUCCACAUUUCCCACAAUGCACCUUAUCCCCCCUCCCGCCAAAUUUUGCAUAACCUUUGUUUUUCACUUCUCCUGGGUAUUACAGCCGUCCCAAGAGAAAUUGGAAACAAUGUUUAAGCAAAAUUUUGGAGGGCAAAUAAGGUGCAUUAUGGGAAAUGUGGAAAUGGCGAAUUCCCAUGUAACUUAUAAUCGUAUUGUCUUUUAUUCAGUUGAUGGGAAGUGGUCGGAGUGGAGAGACUGGGGGGAAUGUUCAAGAUCAUGUGGCGGUGGGUUCCAUACUCGUUCCAGAACUUGCACUGAACCUCCACCAAGGCAUGGCGGGAAGGAUUGUUCUGGAAAACCCGAAGAAACUCGUCCUUGUAACACUCAGUCUUGUCCAGGUACUACAUGUUAAUUAAUCAGUAACGGUAAAUGCAAUACCUACAGUGACAAUUAUAGCGGAAAAUAAAAACUGAGAACUGAAUGGUUACUUUUGCGAUGUUUAAAGAUCCCUCUGUCAAGAAGACAAAUUGCCGAGAUUUGAGAGGUAAUGGAUUGCGAGAUUCGUGAUCGGGAUAAUGAGUAGGAAGCGAAAUUUGGUGCUGAUGCAGGUUGCGGGAUUUGUUUUAAAAACCAAGAUCCGUUAUUACAUUGACAAAGCUGCAGUGCAAUAAACGUUGACAAAGAACCUUCUAAUCUCGUCUUUAAAAAAGCAAUUAACGAUUGUCUGGAACACACCAUGCGGCUAAUUUGAACUUCUACUUAUGUUAUAGUCUAAGACUAUAUCUGCCUCUCAUGGCGUACCGUCGUAGGGGACAUCUCGAAAGAGGAUGUCAGCAGUAUGGAAUUUUGCGACCAAAGCGCAUAGGUCUCUCUCGCUAAAAUUUCCAACCUCGGGUGCGAUGAAAAGCGGCGGUAUUGGAAGGCUACUUAUUUCCCCUCCCCACAAAUUUCAAAGCGAGAAAGCUUCGUUUAUAAGGGCUUAUCAAUUGCCUAUUGCUUACUAGUACUAUUUCAUCAAACAGUCGAUGGACAGUGGAGCAGCUGGAACAAAUGGACGACCUGCUCAAAAACAUGCGGCAAAGGAGAACAAAUGAGAACUCGCAACUGCACAAAUCCAGUACCACGUCACGGGGGAAAGCAAUGUACUGGGCAUGCUCAGCAGAAACAAGAUUGCAAUGACAUUUCAUGCGCAGGUAAUUUGUCGUAAAGGUAAAGGUAGGAGGUCUUUAUUAUCAUGACAUCGGUAGCUCGAAAUAGUCAUUGUCUGGGUAGCAAACCUUCACUUUACGUUUAUCGUUUAUCUGUAAUUAAUGUUGUUGAUUUUAGACUAUAAUUGACUUAAUGUUUUCCUUACACCUUCAGAAUGUUCCCAAAUCGCUGACAUUGCCUUUCUUGUGGACGCGUCGGAAAGCAUGACAAAAAAGAACUUUGAAAAACAAAAAGAAGUCAUAAAAAAGAUCGCCGCCUCAUUCGACGUUGGACCAACUAAAUCUCACCUCGGUAUCGUUACAUUCAGUAGUAAUGCUCAAGUGCGAGUCAGGUUUGGAGACAAUUUGGACCUGCGUAGCUUUCAAGAUACGGUGGACAAACUGCCGUUCGCCGAUGGUGGCACCCGUUUUGACAAGGCGUUUAAAGUAGCGGCAAACAACCUUUUUACGCUCAGUGGAGGAGUUCGCGUUGAUCUGCCCAAAGUACUGAUCAUUUUAACGGAUGGAAAGCAAAGCGCAGAUUACGACGCAGUGCCAGUGGAGAGAUCCGUUUUGCAGUUGCGCCAUCUUGGCGUUCGGUUGUUCGUUUUGGCGGUUGGAAAUCAGAUUGAUAUGAACGAACUGCAGCAGAUCGUUUCUGACCCCAAAGACAUUUACGCGGUGAAAGAUUUUAACACCCUAUUAGAGAACGCGAAGAUAGCUAGUAAACAGACCUGUGAUAUCAUCAAGAGACCAGGUAAUUUGCAAAACAUUGAGGGAAAGAGUUUGCAAUGCUAGAGUAGAUGCAGUCAUAAGUCAUGCAGUGGUUUUACAAAGGUCCUUGGAUUCUUGUAAGCUCAUUUAACACACCCUUUAGCUUUGUGAGCUUCAAGUUCAAGUUUCAGGUUUAUUUACGAAAUAAUACAAAUUAUGAAAAACAGCACUAGCCCACAAAAAAGCUGAGGCUAAUCUUGACGGUUAGUGAUACUAAAAAAGAAGGGUACUUAUAAAAAAUAAACAAGACCAUCAAAAUUGCCCAAAAUCGUAUCAGUAGAGGUUGAGAAAACGUGGGGUGCUGGAGGGCGCCAGAACGUCUUUGUUGGCCAAGUCUAUCUACUAGAGCGUGCUGUGGAAACCUUUCUGAGCUCCUGAAAAGUCGGAUGUUGAUUAAAGAUUAUAAUGGCAGGGUAAAAAAAUCUGUUUUUCAAGGACGUUCACUAGUAGUUCUUAAAUCUUUUAAUACCGAGUGAACUAAAAUCGGUUGUUAAGUCAGAUGACAUGCAUGUUCGAAGCAACCAGCUGCAACCAGCAUCUAAAAUAAUAAUUUUCGAGGAAAGGAACAUUAUUAUAGUAUUCAACAGCUUUACUUUUAUGUUUACCUUCUAGAGCUCUUGUGUUUCGGAAAAGCUGACAUUGCUUUCUUUAUGGACGCUUCUGAAAGUAUGACAAAGGAGGACUUCGAAAAGCAAAAGAGCUUUGUGAUAAAAGUCGCCGAGUCUUUCUACAUGGCUCCUCAUAUGACACAGUUUUCUCUCGUCACAUACAGUAGCAAUGCUAAUUUGCAUUUUCGCUUCAGGGAUCAAUUGAACCUGGACUCUUUUAAAACAGGGAUUAAGAAACUUCCCUUUGCUGCUGGCGGAACACGGUUUGACAAGGUGAGGUACUGUAAAUAUUUUGUUUCAUCCACGAGCAAAUAUAUCGAGGAGUAGUCACUGAUCAAUGUGAGGGGUAGAGUUUUUACAAUCGUUAUGAAAAAUUUGGUUAGUAGAUCGUAAGGCCUUGUGCGCCACUAGACACAGACCAGGUCCUACCUAGGCUUCACUUGUUUGUUCCUAGUAGAAUAGCGCUAUAAAUUACUAUCCAUUUUAUAAGUGUUAGGGAAACCAGUAGUCCACUCUAGCGAAUAAAAGGUGGGUAGCACUGUACUCAUUUCGAAUUAUCUGUUUUAUUCCUCUUGCACUGUCUGCUCCGCAUAGAAACUCACUUGUAGUCGUCAACGUUCCCCCUUGCCCCUCUUCCACUCCGUACUUUCAUGUUCCUUUUUCCCUAACCUCGGAUAGAUUGCCGGGAAGCCGGCAUAGAAUUUACCAGACAGGCACUAGUAUGACCAUAUUAUGGCUUUCAUUUCGCAGGUGCUCAAGCUAGCCACGGAGGAUGUUUUCACGGCUCGAAGCGGCGCGCGUGUUGGCGUUCCAAAAGUGAUGGUCAUCCUAACAGAUGGACAGCAGAGUAAUGAUAACGAUGCCGUGCCCAUUCAAGACGCCAUGGUACCUCUGAAGCAACUUUCCGUUCAGGUCCAAGUCGUGGCCAUAGGGAGCCAAGUGAACCACGUAGAACUGCGAAAGUUUGUUGGAAACGAGCAGGAUAUUCUCAGUGUUCAAGACUUCAACAUCUUGUUUAAUUACUCACGACAAGCGGCCGUUAAAACAUGCAACAUCACAUCGCGGCCACCUCCAGGUAAAACUAGGGAGCUUAAACAACGACGACAGCGACGGCAAUGAAAACGGCAAAAAAGCAAUAGGUUUGGAUUGGCAAAACAACAACUUUGCACGUGCAUCACGCCGCCUUUGUUGUGCAUUUCUUUGCCGUCGUGAAACUGCCUAAUUUCACGUUUGGUGGAGGACGUGAACACAAGAAAACAACCCUCUCUUUCUUUUUGUGAACUUUAAUACAAUCUUUUAGAAUUCAACUCCAGAAAAAUAAGCCAACAUCUUAUCAAUAGAACGAGGUGCAAUUAGCGCGAACACGCUUUUUAACUGACGUUUUCGUAGCCGUUGUCGUCGUUGUUGGUUACUGCUUACUUACUUGCUUACUUUGAGAGAGAAGCGACAGUGACAGUAAUAUCAAGUGAAUGUAAAUUCUCUUGAAUGAAACAUUUAUGAAAUCCUUUAUUCAUAUACCUCUCUGAGGUUGUCUCUCCCAUAUGGUCUAGCGGUUAGGAUUCCUGAUUUUCUCCCAGGCGGCCCGGGUUCCACUCCCGGUAUGAGAACGUCGAAAUUUAUUUUGCAAGGAAAGGUUUUUCCUUCUUUUGAGGUUAAUCGACUGGAAUUUUACUUUUUUAGGCGGUGAAAAACGUCACUAGGGCUUUAUUGCACAAAGAUGAGAAUUUUAUUUGUUAUGAUCUGUGAUUUAUUCACAUCAGAGUUGCCAUGGAAACGAAAUUACUCCAUUGCGUUGUCUACUUACCUUGGUAUUUCUCGGUAACGAGAUAUUUUUGAAAAUCGUAUAAAGAAGCUUGUAUCUCUUAUUGCUGCCUCAGUGGACCUCUUUAGCUUGUACUUUUGGUUUUCCCAAUGAAGGCCUCAGAGGAGCUUGCCCCUUUGUCUUUUCAGAAAUUAUGCUUGCUUAUGCACGUGAAUAAGAUGAAAUUUGAAGAAAGAGUUCUGCAAUGUAUGACACAUAUGACAUGAUAAACGUGACCUGCAUUGGUAAAGCAAAACAUGCUAAAGAAGUCUACAAUGGCAAAGCUUGAACAAAAUCUGUGAGAUUAUUUUGGAAAUAUUUCCCGUUUUCGUCAUCUCUCCCAUAUGGUCUAGCGGUUAGGAUUCCUGGUUUUCACCCAGGCGGCCCGGGUUCGACUCCCGGUAUGGGAACGGCAUGUUUUUUGCAGGGAAUAGUUUUUCCUUAAAUUAACUUUUAUAAUUUUUGUAUUUAACUAGCGAACUUAAACCAAAUGUGACACUUGCUAAUUAUCAUGUAUAGUGUUAGUCCGGAAACGUUUUGACUGAGCUUUUUAUAUCAGUUAAAUGGAACAAAGUUGGCGAUUUUAUUUUAAAUUUGCUAAUGCAUUGACAAGCUCACUUGGCAAACGUCUAUAACGUUAGAUUUCCUUACUUCUUUUCCUCCUCUGCAGUUAUGAAGUGUCCUGAACGAGCUGACCUUGCCUUUAUCGUUGACACAUCUGGCAGUAUCACUGAUGAAAACUUCAAAAAACAGAAGGACUUCGUUAAAGCUAUCGCGUCUUCAUUCGACCCCUCCAUCACCAAUCAUCAACUCGGACUUAUUUCGUACAGCACAAAUGCUCGGAUGGAGGUCAGCUUUAAAGAUAAUACCAAACUAGAAGAAUUUGAGAAAGCCGUUGAUAGUAUGCUGCAUAUAAAAGGUCGUACUCGAUUGGACAAUGCGCUAAAGCUUGCUACUUCUCAGCUAUUCAAUCCCAACGAAGAAAUUAACUCUGGUCAACGGAAAAGUGUGAUCAUUCUCACGGAUGGCAGGCAGAGCCAGGAUCCAGGUACUGUCCCACUGCAAGACGCUGUGCGUCCCUUGAGGCAGCUGGGUGUACGGAUUUACGUUGUAGCCGUCAGCAGUGAGUUGGACCUGGAAGAACUAUAUCAAUUGACAGAGAAGAAGGAUGAUGUUUUCACCGCGAGUUACUUUGAUGACUUAGCAAAAAUGGCCAACGACGUUGCUCGGGAGACUUGUCGCCUUGCGGCUCCAAUAAAAGGUAGGUAAUAAAAAGAAAAAGUGAUAUUACAACAAGUUUGGUUCAGGCCAGGAAUAAUCAAACACCGACCGAAUGGUAUAAUAUUCGCACUGCAUACCCAUUGUCCCUUCACGGAGAAACAAGUAGUGGGAAAGACCCGCUACUGCCAGGAAAAUAGGCAUGCCGAAUAAUGAGGGUAUGCGGUGUAAACCGCCACAAGGGAAGGAGGGAGGGCCGGAACUUUGAGGUCACCUCCACUGAACUCCUUUGAACUGGCCAAGAGGCGGGCAAAAGGCUCGGAAUUCAUCAUGCCAAUAACGCGCAGACCCAACACGAUGGAGUUUAACGAGUUUCUUAUUUCCCGCGUCUCGAACCAAUUAUGUAUGCCGUGAGAAUAGUAUCUCUGUCCUGAAUUGCUGAAGUAUUUGGUAUUCUACUUUUCAAUACAAGGUAGCUAAGCAGAGGCGUUUUUGAGAGAUGCACGUCAACCGGAAGUAAGGCCUGAACCCCUCUAAUAUACCUUGAAGUUACCAAAUUUGUACUGCUAAUUGCCUUAACCCUUAUAUUUUUGGGGAUGACGAGUAAUUUGGGCAAAAAUGAAGCUAAAGAGUGCAAAACACUCACUUCCGUUUCACGUGCGUCGCUCAAAAACUUUUAAAGGUUUUUACGCUGCUUAAGCUGCCUACAGUCGGACCUUCGAUGACGAAAAUCUCCCGUAGGCCAACUUGUACCCAAAGCUGGAACUGGUCUGCCAGACCAUUCAUCUCGCAAACGAAAUAAGCCUUUUUCAGCUUUUAAGCUAACAAUCCCACUCUGCUGUGUUUAUUUUUUAGAAAUAGACCACUAUUGCUAGACAUAUCCGAUUAACAGCGGAUUUCCUAGGGCUGGUCAGGCCGGUUACUUCUGAUUGAUUUUAAGUGCCCUUAGUCGCGGACCGAGUGAUAUACAGACAAUGCAGCUUUAAACUCCCUUACCAAGUGGAAACCUCUCCUGAGCAGACUUUUCCUAGUCGGGAGAUUUGCCACAGAAAUGAUUACAAGAGUAGUGACUUUACGUACCUUUGGCUGGGAUGGGGAGCAACCCGGCAAAAGUUUUGAUCUUGUUAUGAAUUUUUGUCUUUGCAGUGACCAAGUGUUCAAAGCAAGCCGACCUCGCCUUCGUUGUGGAUACAUCUGGUAGUAUCAGUAACGAAAACUUUAGAAAGCAGAAAGACUUCGUUAAAGCUCUCGCAUCUGCGUUCGACCCUUCUGCAACGAAACAUCAACUGGGUCUAAUAUCGUACAGCACCAAUGCUCAGAUAGAGUUCAGCUUUAAAGAUUCAGCUGAUCUAGCGAAAUUCAAAAACGUUGUCGAUCGUAUGACACACACAAAAGGACGAACACGUCUGGACAAAGCACUAAAGCUUGCCUCUUUUCAGCUAUUCACUGACAAUGGAGGAGUCAAUUCUGGGAAGCAGAAAACGAUGGUUAUCCUCACUGAUGGCAGGCAGAGCCAAGAUCCAGGUUCCGUACCUCUAAAAGACGCUGUGCGUCCCUUGAAGCAACAGGGUGUUCGCAUUUACGUUGUGGCCGUCAGCAGUGAGUUGGACCUAAAAGAACUUUAUGAGCUGACAGAGAAAGAAGAGGAUGUCUUCACCGUGAUUGACUUUGAUGACUUGGCGAAAAUGGCGAACGACACUGCGCAGAAGAUUUGUCACGUUUCAUCUUCUUUGCAAGGUAUAGAUAAUGACAUAGAAAAUGAUAAUUCUACACUAAGUUAGGAUGGUGCCGGAAUUUCGAAAGAGAAUAGUUCAUUUAGAACAUUGCAAUACUUAGGUUAUAUCAAAGGGGGUGAAAAGUGUUUAUAUGCAAGAUCAGUUUAAAAUUCUUUCUAACUUGACCUUUACGAGUGUUCUAAUUCAGGUAAGCAAAUGUGCUAAAGAAAUGGAAGGAACUGGUAUUGAAUGUAGUGUUCAAUUUGUUUGAGAAUAUAACUAUGUCUUCGAAAAUGUAUAGGCCCUGAUACGUCUUAGUUGCUGUUUCGCAAGUUACUUUAUGUACAGCCAUUCUGCCAAGAUAUGAAACUUUUUGGUCGCGAGCUUGAAUUAAGGCUACGUUGGAGUUGCUUUUUCUUUAAACGUUUUUAUGUUUAUUUGCUUGUGUCUUUCAGUCCAGUGCAAGGAAGAAAGCAUCAACUUAGGAUUUGUCAUGGGCAUGUCGAGCAGCAUCACUGUUAAAAACUACGAAAAGCAACGAAAUUUUGUCAAGAACGUGGCAGAUACAUUUUCAAUCUCCAUGGGAAAAACCGAAACCGGUGUCGUUACAUACAACGAAGAGGCAAGCCUGUGGAUUCGGUUUGGACAACAUAAGAACAAUGAAGAAUUUAAAACUGCAGUCGACAAGAUACCCUACUGGGGUGGACAAACGCGCAUAGAAAGGGGACUCAAAAUGGCAGCUGAUGGUCUUUUUGGAGCCAUCAAACAAGAACGUGCCAAUUUAUCCAAGAUACUUAUCGUGCUCACAAAUGGCGAUCAAUCCUCAGAUCCUAAGGCUACUUCACUAGACCAGGCUGUUUUGCCGUUGUUAAAGCUCGGGGUCAGGUUGUUAGCUGUUGGUAUUGGAAGUGAUGUUUCCCGAGAUGAGCUAAGGUUAAUCGUCGAAAAGGACGAGGAUAUUUUUACUGUGGAUAAUUUUGACGAACUUUUGGCGAAAUCUAAUCAAAUUGCCAGAGCUGCCUGUGUAGAUGCUCCACCUUCUACACGUAAGUAAAAGUGCCUGCUUGCAGAGGUCCCUUAUUUCCUUUGCUUACACUUAAUAGGGACCUGCUAUAAGCAGGCUGAAUUCCAUGCAUUUUACUCUGUAAUGAAACCUGUAGCUAGUAGGCAGUCACCUUACUGACCAUCUGACCAUAUUACACAGGUUGACCGUCUAAUGCAAGUUUGACUGACUUAAAUAUAAAUUUAAGAGAAGUUGACCACAAGAAUUAUUAUCAAUCGAAAGGUGAAUGAACAAAUUACGGGCAACACAAAUGUAUUUUGUGCAUUACGAUCAAAGCUCCUGUGAUCGGACACCAAUGUGAAGAUUGUCUGUGAGCAGAGUUUUUCCAGCUUUUAGCAUUUACGAAGUCGUUCGCCUCGCUUGUCAGUGGCUUAGCUGUAAAUGCUGAAGGCCAUGCUGUAAAGAAACCUCUGCUUGCAGGAUAAAAAUUGUCCCAAUUAGGAGCUGACCGCUUAUGGGAAAGGUGUUUGUAGCGUAAGAGUUAAAAUGGGGUUCUCCUAAAAAGAAUGAGAGCCACCCACUUAAGAGAAGUCUUCAAAAGAGCUUGGAUUGUAGUACAAUUAUAAAGAUUCGCCCAUUCGCCUCGGCUGAGGUAACUGUUUGAUUUUGCAAUUUCAUUCUGUCCUCAUCGUGACUCUUAUUAGAUAACGUUAAAGAAAUCAUCACCAAAAUAUUAUGAAAUCAUUCUGACCUGCGUAUCCUCUGACAUUUUCAUUCUCUGAUUAUCUGUGGAUAUAUAUUACUCGCCCGUGGAAAGGUUUAUUCUGCACCAGUUAAAAGUUAGAAAAAAUGAAAAAGGAUAAAAAUGACCAAAAAGGAAAGAUGGAAGCAAACGUUUACUUGUGUUGUUCUUUCCUAAAUUUACAGUUUCGUUCCAAGGUGCUGCUGGUAGGCAGAAAUCAUGUUUCAAAAAUGUAGACAUCGGAUUCGUUAUUGAUUCUUCAGACAGCGCCACUGUACAGGAAUACCAGCAACAAAAAGAACUUAUUCAACAGCUCUCCUCCUACUACGACAUUUCUAGAGAGGACACAAGAGUCGGAGUCAUCUUAUACAGUGAUAACGCUUACACCAUCGUCGGUCUUAACAGCUACAGGGAUUCGUCCAUAUUCCAGCGCGCCGUGAGCGCUCUUCCACGAAUCGGUGGGGACAACCGAAAAGACAAGGCUCUAAUAGCAGCUAGAAGGAUGUUCAAGGCAAAAAGGCCGCCAGGACACGCAGGAUCUGAAAAGCCGUCACAAGUGUUAGUUUUUAUCACCGAAGGUGCGCAGUCCACUGCUGCAAAUACCCUUCCUCUUGAGCACUUUGUUCAUCCACUUAGGAAGCAUGGUGUUCGGGUUGUGUUGGUGGGGAUUGGUUGGAAAGUGGUGUAUCAGGAACUGCGUAAUAUUGCACAACGUCCCAGUGAUAUUUAUCUGACUUCCUCACUGGCUGACGCCGACAAAGUGUCACGUGACCUGAUAGAGAUUAUUUGCAGGGUAAGUUCAAAUUUUUACCUCACUCAAAUUGAGUGA